Molecule: messenger RNA, 1133 nt
Organism: Paramormyrops kingsleyae
Lineage: Eukaryota; Metazoa; Chordata; Actinopteri; Osteoglossiformes; Mormyridae
Product: CMRF35-like molecule 7
Source: RefSeq, a predicted model, not a curated record
CUUAUGUUCUUAUGUAAAUUCUCAGCCAUUGCUGUCCAGAUAGUCUGCUCAAUUCACUGAAAUGAGACAAAAUGAUCCAAUAGCCCCCCACCCCCCUUCAGUCAGGCAAAAGAUAUGAAAUGGCCAUGCAAAACAAAGACCAGAAACAGAUUUCAUUGUUUUUUCUAUGAGCACACAAGUUGCCUGUUUUUUCUGCAGGAACAUAGAGCUCCAACCUCUGAAAGGGCCAAGCCAGCAACUUCCACAGAGGUUGUGCAAUAGUCACUUGGCGGUCAUUCAUUCGGAGUGCGCUAGCACCAGGCUCCAGGGGACCGGCGUGUCAGGUGGGCUCUGUCUCCAUCCUGCUCAGUGGAUCUACCUCAGUCUGACCAGACUUGGCCAUGAUCACGUGGUGGCCAGCCGUGCUAAUCGCAGCCACCAUAGGCUACUUGGUCGAUGGGGAUCAGGAGAUCCGAGUCCCUCAGGGAGCAAACAUCACUCUGCUCUGCCGCUACAGCCCUCUGCAGCGGCAGCGUGUCAAAGGUUGGUACCGACAGAGUCCCAGCGGACUGGUGCCACUGGGCCGGACAAAUGGCUGGGUGGCCCUUAGCCACAUGGGCCGGCUGGAGGUGAGCGAUGAGUGGCAGAAGGGCAAGGUGCAGGUGAGCAUGGUGGAGGUGGGGGCCACGGACACGGGGGAGUACUGCUGCGCGUCUACCAUGCUGUUUGGCGUAGACAUCAUCCGGCGGUUCACACUGCAUGUGUCUCAGGGUGAGAAGCUGGAUCAUAUGGGUGGACCAGGUGAAACACAAACACCAAACAGCCUGAUCCACAUACUGGAGUGCAGCCGGACUGGCCAGGAGGAUCCAGCAUCUCUCUUUGGUGUGUGGAGCUGGGCAAGGUGGCUGCUCUUCUGGCUGAUGUCCUCAGGGGCUGUUCUGAGCAGCAUCAUCAUAUCACUGAAGAAAAGUAGGCUAUGCGAUCAUCAUCAGUCUGCAGCGGGACAUAGUGAUGUUGAAGAAAAGAUACUUUGAAAUGCUCUUCAACCGUGUGUGCGUGCGAGUGGGUAUACCUUACCUUAUGGGGACACAAUGUCCCCACAAAGUGAUGAAUACCUGUCUUUUUCCCCUUAUGGGACCAGUUUCUUGGUCCCC